Arabidopsis arenosa is the source of this 3553-nucleotide messenger RNA. Lineage: Eukaryota; Viridiplantae; Streptophyta; Magnoliopsida; Brassicales; Brassicaceae. The record is from the annotation of a GenBank genome assembly.
GUUGAAAGGUCAGAAAUAAAAAGCCGCAAAAAUUGAAGAAGCAAGAAAAUGGCAUCAAUUCUCAGGUCAGUGGCAACGACCUCAGCCGUCGUAGCCGCUGCGUCUGCGAUUCCCAUCGCGAUCGCAUACUCUUCUUCUUCUUCUUCUUCCUCUACCAACCCCAAAUCUCAAUCUCUCAAUUUCUCCUUUCUCUCCCGAUCAUCUCCACGUCGCUUGGGACUUACACGAAGCUUCGCUAGCUCUCCGAUGACGACUGCUCUCACUUCUGAUCGUAAUCUCCAUCAGGAGGAUCGUGUCAUGCCUCAGCUCCUUACUGAGUUUAUGGUGGAUAUGAAAUGUGAGGGUUGUGUUAAUGCCGUGAAGAACAAAUUAGAAACCAUUGAAGGGAUUGAGAAAGUGGAGGUGGAUUUGUCCAACCAAGUAGUGAGGAUACUUGGAUCUUCCCCUGUUAAGGCUAUGACCCAAGCUUUGGAGCAAACCGGUCGAAAAGCUCGAUUAAUUGGACAAGGUGUUCCUCAAGAUUUCUUAGUCUCAGCUGCAGUAGCAGAAUUCAAAGGCCCUGACAUUUUCGGGGUGGUCCGAUUUGCUCAGGUCAGUAUGGAGCUUGCAAGAAUCGAAGCCAACUUCACCGGUUUGUCACCCGGAAUCCAUAGCUGGUGUAUUAACGAGUAUGGAGAUCUCACAAACGGAGCAGCCAGCACAGGGAACUUGUACAAUCCAUUUCAAGAUCAAACUGACACAGAGCCAUUGGGAGACCUGGGAACACUAGAGGCAGACAAAAACGGAGAGGCCUUUUACACGGGAAAGAAAGAGAAACUCAAGGUUGCGGAUCUUAUCGGGCGAGCCGUCGUGGUGUACAAGACCGAGGAUAAUAAGUCAGGCCCCGGAUUAACCGCUGCUGUGAUAGCUAGAAGCGCAGGAGUUGGAGAAAACUACAAAAAGCUUUGUUCUUGUGAUGGUACUGUCAUAUGGGAAGCAACAAACAGCGAUUUCGUGACCAGUAAGAUCUAUGUUACUUGUGGUGUAUGGAGAUCUUUUGCUAAUAAAGAGUGGAAAUUUAUUGUUGAUGAAGAAAAAUGUGCAAGAUUACUCACCUUGCAAUCUACAACAACUCUUGAAGACCUAUUGAUGAUGGUCUCUGAAGACUACAAAAUAGAACCGGCUACAGUUGAUGUGGAAUUCACUUAUUUACCUACAGAUCUCGGUGUUGAUUCUCCUCCUGUUCUUAUGACGAAUGACCGACAACUGAAAAAUUUUGUCGACUAUUAUAAAGGGAACAGUUUGAUACGGUUGUGUGUGACAUUUAAAGUUAAAGGCAAUAAUCAAAGGAAUAUAGUGGAUACCGAAUUGGAUGAGGAGCCAAGUGAUUCGAUUGAAAGAGAUGAUGAUCGUAACGUGCGUAAAAAAUCUGCAGUAUUGGUUGUUGAGGAUACGCCUAAUGUUGGUAGAGUUUGUGAUAAGGUUGAAUCUAUAUUGGCAGAUUCCAUUGUAAAGAAUGGGAAACAUUUCAGAAGCAAGGAAGCUUUACAGGCAACUCUAGAAAUAUGUGCGAUGAAGUAUAACUUCGACUACAGAGUUACUAAAUCUGAUCCGACAUUUUGGUGUAUUCGUUGUGUGGACAAAGUUUGCAAAUGGAGGCUUCGUGCAGAAUGUUUGAAGGGAUCUACAUAUUUUAAAAUCAAUAAGUAUGUUGCUAAACAUAAUUGUGCUCCUUCGAAGAAAAGCAAAGUCUCUAGAACCCCUUCAGCAAGAACAAUUGGAAAGCUCAUUAUGCAUAGAUACGAGGGUGUGAAGGAAGGGCCUAAACCCAAUGAUAUCAUUAAUAUUUUGCGUACAGAAUAUGGAUGUGAGCUAUCUUAUUCCCAAGCUUGGGAGUCUCGUGAGUAUGCAGUUAACGAAGUUAGAGGGAUACCUGAGAAAAGUUAUGGAAGGGGUUUGGUCGGUAUGGUUGCCAAAGCGUCAAAAGCGUAUAGGGUUGCUGAAUUUGAGCGUUUAUUCAAGCAAAUUAGCAACAUUAGUCCAGCGAUUGGAGUAUACCUACAAGAUGCAGGUGUGGAAAAAUGGGCUCGGUGUCAUUUUCCUGGAUACAGGUACGACAUUAGAACCACAAACCCUGCUGAGUCAAUAAAUUCAGCGUUGAGAUCGCCUAGAGAAUAUCCAAUAAUUCCUUUGUUAGACAGCAUUAGAGAAAUGUUGACACGAUGGUUUUAUGAGCGUAGAGCUUUAAGUGCAAAGCAGACAGACCCUUUAACUGUGGAAGUGGAGAAAAAGAUUGAUGGUAGGAUAGAAAAAGGCAAAACACUGAAAGUUUAUCCGGUUACUGAAUACAUAUUUCAGCUUAAAGGUGAGUCGUCUGACUACGUCGUUGACUUGGAAAGUAAAACAUGUUCAUGUGGAAAGUUUCAGUUAGGAAAAAUUCCGUGUCGUCAUGCCAUAAAAGCAGCUCUUGUGAUCGCUCAAUCAUGGACAACACGGCGGAUGAGCAAUCCUAGAUUCGACGCCGCCGCACCAACCAUUGUAGACAUCCCCGGAACACCUCCACACUCCUCCGCUUCUUCACCCCUCAAACCCUUCUUCCUCUCUUUCCCUACCGUAUCUCCAACAAUCCUCACGGCGGCGAUAAUCGCCGCCUGGUUUGGCUCAAACAUAGGAGUCCUCCUCUUAAACAAAUACCUUCUCUUCUACUACGGUUUCCGUUACCCAAUCUUCCUCACCAUGACACACAUGUUAUCCUGCGCCGCUUAUAGCUCCGCCGUAAUCAACAUCGCCGGAAUCGUGCCACGUCAGCACAUCUUAUCUCGCCGUCAGUUUCUAAAGAUCCUCUCUUUAUCAGCGAUCUUUUGUCUCUCCGUCGUCUGCGGCAACACUUCGCUACGUUAUAUCCCUGUUUCUUUUAAUCAAGCUAUUGGAGCCACCACGCCGUUCUUCACCGCCGUGUUCUCUUUUCUCAUUACUUGUAAAACAGAGUCCACUGAAGUUUACUUAGCUCUUCUUCCGGUUGUCUCCGGCAUCGUUCUUGCUUCUAACUCUGAACCUUCUUUUCAUCUUUUUGGUUUCCUCAUCUGUGUUGCUUCCACCGCCGGUAGAGCUCUCAAAUCCGUCGUCCAGGGGAUUAUUCUGACGUCGGAAUCGGAGAAGCUACAUUCGAUGAAUCUUUUGCUCUACAUGGCUCCAAUGGCGGCUUGUAUCUUACUACCAUUUACGUUAUACAUUGAAGGAAAUGUAUUAAGAGUUUUAAUCGAAAAGGCGAGGACGGAUCCAUUGAUCAUCUUCUUGCUAGCCGGGAAUGCGACAGUGGCAUAUUUAGUGAAUUUGACGAAUUUCUUGGUGACAAAGCAUACAAGUGCUCUCACAUUGCAAGUUUUGGGGAACGGAAAAGCUGCGGUGGCUGCCGGAGUUUCGGUUCUUAUAUUUAGGAAUCCGGUGACGGUGAUGGGAAUUGCCGGAUUCGGUGUGACGAUUAUGGGUGUGGUUCUCUAUAGCGAAGCUAGGAAGAGAUCCAAAUUGCUUAACCAGAAGUGAAAAGUGAGCGAAAGAAAGAUAAUUGGAUUUA